Molecule: messenger RNA, 2106 nt
Organism: Triplophysa rosa
Lineage: Eukaryota; Metazoa; Chordata; Actinopteri; Cypriniformes; Nemacheilidae
Product: inner ear-specific collagen-like
Exons: 5
Coding region: 4-1599 (531 amino acids)
Molecular function (GO): protein binding
Source: RefSeq, a predicted model, not a curated record
UGUAUGCAAGAGCGACAUCGUCAUCCUCCGCCUCAGCUGGACACAAGUCACCCUCAGAUGAUAAUGAUAAUUGUGGGACUGUUGGUUUCUUCAGUCCGCUCAUUUGGGAUGAUUAUUGAUGUUAGGGGGGAUCUCAUACAUCCACCUCCAGGCUCUCCUGACAAACCCAUUCCUCCUGAUGACUAUUUUGAGGGCUCUGCUGCGCACAGUGACAAGAUGCCUAUGUAUUCUUAUGAUAAUUACUUUAUGCCAAAAGGAGACAAUGCCAUAGCCAGAGAAGCGCCAAUGAUGCCAGGAUACCCCAUGCCCAUUUUACCAAUCCCACCUGACAGAUAUCCCAUCAUGCAACCAAAACCUCCUACUGGGAACAUGACUCAAGGAUUCCGAACAGUAUUUACUAGACAACAACCAGACUUUUCAUACUGUGAUGUGCUUCUUGAGGUACCUGUACCUCCACCGGGGGAUCAAAUGCCAUGGUUCUGCAUUUGUCAACAAUGUAAACGGGGACCCGUAGCUCCAAAAGGUGACAAAGGAGAUAAAGGCCAACCAGGUCCCAGCGGUAGUCCAGGAAUAAACGGCAUGAAAGGAUUUCAAGGCCCCCCAGGGUUUAUAGGUUUUCGGGGGCCGAAGGGUCUGAAAGGUGAUAUUGGUGAAAAAGGAGAUUUUGGUCCAUCAGGUUUUGCGGGACAAAAAGGAUUAAGAGGUUUCAAAGGUGAUAAAGGAGACAUGGGUGUGGAUGGGAAUCCAGGGCACCAGGGAUUACCUGGUGAGCGAGGAGAGUGCCCCGCAAUUUGCUACUCGAUGGAGGGACCUCUAGGAGAAACUGGCCCACCUGGGAUAGUAGGAGAAAGAGGCCUCCCAGGGGUAAGAGGAAGUCCAGGGCUGAAUGGCCAGAAAGGAGAGUUGGGCAACAGUGGUCCACCUGGAGCUCGAGGUUUAAAUGGCCAAAAAGGAGAUGAGGGCGAACAGGGGCUGUGUCACUGCAGGGAUGGAGUAGAUGGUGUGAAUGGGACAACUGGAAUUCGUGGAGAAAAUGGCAGUAAAGGGGACGAUGGCCGUCAAGGUGCGGCAGGGGUAAAUGGAGCUAAAGGGCAAAAUGGGGAUCCAGGUGAAACAGGUGUUCCUGGUCCAUGCUCUCCAGCAAUACAGUCUGCAUUUUUUGUUGCGCUAAGCAGCAGUUACCCAGUGCCAGAUAUGCCAGUUCCUUUUACUAAUGUUAUUUACAACAAAGGGUUUAACUUUGAUGCCUUGACGGGUGUCUACAGGGCUCCCGUCAAUGGCACUUAUGUCAUGACGUACCACUUGGCUGUCUACAACAGAAUGCUUAAAGUAGGCCUCUUCCACAACUUCAGUCCUUUAGUAAAAAGUACAGGGUCAACCAGUUUAAGUACACUUUCUCAUCAGGUGAUACUGCACCUUACCGUGGGUGAUGAAGUGUGGAUACAGGUGAGGGAUGCCAACUCCAAUGGUAUGUACGUUAGCAGUGAGUACAGCAGUAGUUUCUCUGGCUUCCUGCUCUAUCCAGAUAGCUGUGAUAUACCAAUGUCACGUGAGUUACCAGAGCCGAUUAAUGGAACUUAUAGCUGGGUUGAGCUAUAAAAGCCCACCACUCCUGCCCCAGAUGUAAGUCCUAAAUUAGGUCUAACAGUAAAGCUUUUCAUUUAAUUUACAUACAAUAGGUGGAUAACAGGUGUAUUUGUGCAACAUCUGUGCACAUUGAACUAUCUGCCUAAGCUAGAAAAUAUGUGCAAAAAAGUUUAUCAGCUAAGCUGCAGCUGGUUAAAACUAAUGUUGUCAGAAGCGGGUGAUUAAAUGAUAAUGAUUCAUUAUCAUUUAAGCUUUCAAACAGUUAACAGACAGUAGUAAGCUAACUAGAGACAUAAAAAAUAUUACUCAUAAAUGAAUAACAUUGUUUGUACAUAACUGCAGUCAACUAAAACACUUGUUUUGUUCUUUUUAAUAUGUUUGCACAAUUUUACCUGGAAAAUUAUUAUAUUAAAUAUCUUUUUUAGAUUACUAUCAAAAGUAUUUACUAAUUUUAAUCUGUAUGAAAAUACAUUACUUUUAUUUCUUUUGAAAAUUCUAUGAAACUAUGUACUGUACAUG